GUUAACUGUAGCUCCGCGUUUCCUGAUGCUGGGUGAUAAAUCAUUCACGGUAGAACUCGAAUAAUGACACCCCGAUUGUGCUUUCCAUAUUUUGCUUACAAUAGGACUCUUAGACUCACAUUGCCAUUCGAAUGCUUUCCGUUUGGAGCCUUGCAUAUGCACGGGAUGCUAUUAGUAUGCACCUCAAUGUCUGGCGUGUCCCUCGGGUUAUUGCUGCAUACAAAUCAUUAGGCUCACAUGGAGGAGGCCAAGAGUGUAUACGCUCGCUAACGAUCUGUG
Molecule: messenger RNA, 279 nt
Organism: Aspergillus pseudotamarii
Lineage: Eukaryota; Fungi; Ascomycota; Eurotiomycetes; Eurotiales; Aspergillaceae
Exons: 1
Coding region: 64-231 (55 amino acids)
Source: RefSeq, a predicted model, not a curated record